AUGAACCUGCCGCCUGCAGACGGGGCAUAUUGCCCCUUCGCCCUGAUGGUUGGUUUGUGGAGGCUGCUGAAUAAGUCCCACGAUAUCCUUGAGGAUACGGGCCGGCUCAACGUCUGCUUCCGCGAAGACUCGUCCGAAAAUUGGGCAGGUGGUUCGAUUUGCUUUGAGCAACCCCUGCAGACAGGGUUCUCUGCAGAAGAAGUGUUGGCAUGGCAGACAGUAUGGCUCUUUACAAGUGCCCCAGCUAAUGUUGCACCGCAAGGUCUCCAGGAGAGCUUCAACAUUUGCUGCCAUUGCUCAAUGACUUACGUCGCUGACAGCACCACCAGCAUCAAUACCACAAAAGGUAUCUUUGCUGAGCGAGAGAAUGGAAUCGAUUGA
Messenger RNA from Dibothriocephalus latus, 381 nucleotides. Lineage: Eukaryota; Metazoa; Platyhelminthes; Cestoda; Diphyllobothriidea; Diphyllobothriidae. The record is from the annotation of a GenBank genome assembly.